UCUUUCAAAUUUCAGGCAGCACUGCCAAUAAGUUAAUGGGAUUAAAGAUACGUUGAACGGAAGUGAAUCGUAAAAAUUCUUAUCUAAGGAAUCACCGAGAAGAGCGAUGCGUCACGCAGUUUCGGCCUCAGGGUCGGCUGCUGCCCGCCGCCUUCUGACACCCCCGGUCCCCUGCCCCCUCCCCCUCCGCCGGCCUGUCUCAGCUUGCAAGCGUAUCGCGCCCUUUCCGUCUGUCCCACCCCGUGUUUAUGAUUUGGAGAAGUGUACGCCGACAACAACAUCAACAAUAACAGCGACGAGCAACUUGAGGUUCAAAGACGUCCUUGUCCUGCCGCCCUUUGCGUCAGCCUUUUCUCCAUACUCAAGCCGCCAGUGCGAUAUCGUCCAAGGAGUGACGCGAGACAGACUCGGACGUCAGUUGAGGCCAGGACGCCAGGACGCCCACUCGGACAUGGACCCUGAGGACACCAUGGAAGCCCCCUUUCUGCAGGAUGUGUCACUCUCGUACAGGCACUUCCCCGAAGACAUAGACUUCACCAUGCUGGCCGACAUGAAGGCGCCCGGGCACUACACGUUUCUGGACGAGCCGCAGCCGCAGUACGUCUACCAGGACUACCUGGGCACCUCCUCGACCCAGCUGAUGUUCCCUCAGCAGCUGGUGUACGCCCAGCAGGCGCCGGUGCUGACGGAGAUGUUCGAGCUCGUGGAGCCCGUGCUCCCCGUCGUCAUGGCCCCCGACGCCACGACGUACCUCACCGAGGACGAGCUGCAGACCAGCACGCAGGAGAUCAUGCGCAUGUGCCUGCAGGACAGCGCCAGCAGUGACGGCUACGGCUACCCUCCGGCGGCCACGACGCCCGCGGACGCCACGGUGAGCAGCACGCUGGACCUGCAAACGGUCCCCGCCGAGGCCGAGGUGUGCACGACGUGCUUCGGCCUGUUCACCACCAAGGUUGCCCUGAGGCGACACGUCCGCGAGGUGCACCGGCCGCGGCACGUUUGCGACGUGUGCGGCAGAGGGCUGGCGACGCCGCGCACCCUGCGAGUACACAAGCUGCGGCACACCGGGGUCAAGCCGUUCACGUGCCAGCACUGCCCGGCCUCCUUCUACGAGCGGAGCUACCUGCGCACUCACGAGCGGACCAAACACCCCCAUCCCCAGACUGAGGGCAACCAGCCCCAGACCGAGAACAUCAAGGACGUGCUCAUGGACGUCGGCCUGCAAGUCGUCCACCAGCACGGCGGCGGGGAGGGCGGCGGCGUCGUCUUCAAGCGCGCGCCCGACGGUGAGGUCGUUGGCAUCGUGGCCACCCCGAGGGCCGUGGUGCAACCAGCGACGUGUCAGGGAGACAAGGACGCCGUCGACCAGGUCGCCGUCGAUCACGGACAGAGUGAGGAUGGCAUCGUGCUCCGCCUCGUCCGUUGCAAGAAUGAGGACGGCGCCUGGAAGGUGAUAAACAUCACUAAGUUCUAGUUUAGAGAAUUCUCUAGUGUACUGCUCACCUGUACCUUAAUUAUCUUUCUUUUUUUCUGACCAAUUUUGAAUGUUUUGGAUUUCUAUCUUACUGUUUAUGUUUUCUUUAAUGUUUCUGUGAGUAUUUUGGAAUUGUUUUAUUUUGUGAACAAUAGUUGAUAAGUUCUUAAUUUGUUUUCUCCUCUGUGUAGCGUGCAUGUGCCAUUUUUAUUUAAUAAGUACCAGCCUUCAAAUAUCC
This is a messenger RNA of Frankliniella occidentalis (western flower thrips), 1712 nucleotides long. RefSeq names its product chorion transcription factor Cf2-like. The transcript has 3 exons. The record is from RefSeq and is a predicted model, not a curated record. Bases 107 to 1474 code for a protein of 455 amino acids. Gene Ontology annotation, molecular function: DNA-binding transcription factor activity; RNA polymerase II cis-regulatory region sequence-specific DNA binding. Lineage: Eukaryota; Metazoa; Arthropoda; Insecta; Thysanoptera; Thripidae. Gene Ontology annotation, biological process: regulation of transcription by RNA polymerase II.